Caenorhabditis briggsae is the source of this 2685-nucleotide messenger RNA. Lineage: Eukaryota; Metazoa; Nematoda; Chromadorea; Rhabditida; Rhabditidae. The record is from RefSeq and is a predicted model, not a curated record. Bases 1 to 2685 code for a protein of 894 amino acids. The transcript has 9 exons.
AUGCCCGUCUACCAUAGCGUCGUAAUUGAGGCUGAUGACAAAAAAAGUAAUGGAUCAGCAGCAAAAAUUCUCUAUAUUACUCCGAAAUACAAUAGAAAAGCUCAUUCUAAAAAAUGUGGAACCUUCCCGAAAGUUCUAAUUGGCGCCACAAUGGCUCUACUUGCCAUUUUCCUUAUUGCCUCUCUCGGACACUUUUUAUACGAAAAGUUCGGUCCUGAACCAGUGAAUUCUCGGACUUUGCUAGACCUUUGGGAUGUGAAUGAGUCGGCGAAGGAAGCGAUAAAGAAGGAAAUUCGGAAAUUAUCGAAAAAGGGGCCGCUGAAAAUCGAUUUGUGUCGAUUUUUCCGCGAAGAAAAUCCAUUUCAGCUGGAAUUUUUCGAUUUUAACGGAAAAGAAGAAAAAGAAAAAAAGAAGCAUCUGCAUGAGAAAAUUCGAGAAUUGGCACGUCUUCUAGAGAAGCUUCUGGAGAUUGGAGUACAUUUUGAUUUCGAAAAUUUGAAUUCCCGCGCACUGGGCUUCCAAUCUGUCACCGAUGAGCAAUACUUGCCAAGGGCUCCGUUUAUGCUUCAGAAGAAGAUGAUGCAUAUUCUGGAGAAGUUUCAGAGCUCCACCGUCUCAAUCUCGCCAAUUUUCAUGCGCCCAUCUCGAAUGAUUCGCAGUUUCCGUCAUCGAUUGGACCAAAUCACCACGUUGGACCUGGGAAAUAUGAAAUCGUUGGCAGCAUGCAAACUGCGCUCUACCGUACUCCCAUCGCUGGAAAAAUUGGAAAAUUUCACCUGGAACCAUGCGAAUCAUUCGGUUAUUCAUAAGAUUCAGAAUAAGGACCAAUUGAAAUCUCUAAAUUUGACUUUUCAUAUCAUUGGAAGACCCAAUUUUGGGGAAUUCGAGUUUUUGAAGGAUUUUCGGAAUCUGGAGACAAUGUAUUUUGGAUUCUCCGUACCCCAUAAUCCCUCUCGUAUGGAAAUGGACGUUCUUCUGAACCUCUACCAAGCGAUUUGGAGUCGAAAACACGGAAAUCUGCUCGAUGCCUACCCCAAAAUCCAAAAUCUCGGAUUCUGGAAUGUUCCGGAAAAGGUACAAAUUCAUCUCAAAUUUCUGGAAAAAAAUACUAAAAAUUUUAAGAUUUUUCAACGGCUCUCGAAACGUGGAUUGCCCAUAGAAUCGUUGAAUUUCGGAAGUUUGGACCAGUCGUUGACCAAAUUGUGCUCUUUUGAUUCGGUUUUACAGGCGUUUUUCAAAUUUGAGGAGCUGGAAAAUGCGUUGGAUUAUCCUGUUGUGAAGCAUUUGAAUAUGAAUCUCCAUACAAUGCCAGCCGUGGGUCUCGAUUAUUACCUUCCAAAUCUAAUGAAUCGAAUCAAUCAAUAUCCUGGAAUCCAGACGAUUUCUCUUCUAUUCAAAUGCAUUUUUCAUGCUCAAAUGACGUCAUCAUGGAGUAUGGAAUCGAAAAAAGAGAAGAAUUCAAGAAGACGUCCGAUUCUAGAUGCCACGUAUACCGAAUUCAAACUACAUUCAGAAGGUCUCUGUGGAUUGCUCGAUUUGGAUCGUCAACUGCCUCAAUCGCUUGAAAAAUGUGAAAUUUCGUUGAAUUUGCCUGCUGAAACGGGACGAAAAGUGAUUCCAUCCGUUUUGGAUUUUAUUCAAAAAUUGGGAUCUCUGAAUGAUUUUCCAGAAUUGAUCGAAUUUCAUAUUCAAAUUUUGGGCGUCAAAUGUUUUGAGCAACUAGUCCAUCAAAUCGGUGAACACCUCGGUCCCCAUCUUCACCGUGUCAGCAUCUACGCUCCAUUGAACUGCACUGAGAAAUCCACAGCUAAGCGACUGAUGACCCGAAUCGCUGAGCUAUUUCCACGUGCCAUAGAAAUCUCACUUCCCGUCGAUUUCUUCCGAAUUCUAAUGUCAGAAUCUGCUCAAAAUUCGCCAAAUUGGCGUCAGAAAAUCACAAAACUCGCCAGGAAAUAUUCAUUUGAUAUGGAAAAAUGUUGUAUUUCAACUGGAUUCUUGCCACGUGGCAGUGCAUUCAUGCCAAAAGGGGAGGAGCCAAGAGAGAUGACACAAGAGGAGGAGGAAAGAGAAAUUGAGGAAUUGGAAGAGUCAAUGAUUGGGAAUGGAGGAGUGGAAAUGAUUGAGGACGACGACUGGAUCGUAGACGACGACGACGAUGAUGGUGAAGAGGUGGAAGGCGACGAAACGAACGAUUUCGAGAACACUGAAAUCGUUUACGAAUCCGAAGAGGACGAGCUGGACGAUUUGGAGAGGAAACUGGAAAAAGAAAGCGAUCGGCGGCAUCAAAAAUGGCAGAAAAAGCAGAAGAAACGAGUGAUUCUGGAGGAUUCAGAAGACGAUGAUGACGUGGAGAAUAAGGAAAAUCUGGAUGAUUCUCAUGAUGUCGUCGAUUGGAAUAAACUGUCAGAAGGCGAGGAAGAGGAUUCAGAUGAGAACGAUGAUGGGAAUAGGAAUGGGUUGUUUGAUGAUCAGGCUGUGGAAUCGGAUAGGGAAGAAUCAGAAGAUGACGUGGCAGAUGAAGAGGAGGAGGACGAGGAGGAACCAGAAUUGGAGAGCUUGGAUGAUUCGGACGAUGAGCGCCUUUUUGAAAAUGGUCCAUCGCGAAAACGUCAAAUCGAGCAACAACAACGAAAUGCCAAACGUCGUCGUAUCGUGAUUUCAGACGACGAGGAGGAGGAGAAUUGA